CUCGUUUUGCCCCAGCAAUCGUACCGUUUCUCCCGGCGAGUAAAGUUAUGUUUUCAGUCCUAUUGCUUAUUGUCUGGAAGAUUGUAAAAUGUCAUGACCACAAACGAUUGGUUCUGGUACGUAGAAGCCGUUCAUACGGAGUAGCUUAGCGAGGAGGAAUCAUGAUGUUAAGAAGACGGCUGAUAACUUCAGAACGAACGAUUUCGUCGCCGUUGUGUGUUAACAAGUAGAAAGCGGUUGGUUCUGGUAGAAGAAGCUUCUGAGCAGGAGUGCGAGAGAGGAAGAGAAGAACAGUUGAUGGCGAAACCGGGCACGAAAUGCGAUGUGGGAAAUCGACGGCGAGAGAGUUCCGAGACAGGAACUCCGGCGAAAGAAGGUCCCAGCAGACGGUAUAGGCAGGCAGCACGCUCCGCGGAGUCCAACUUGAUUGUCGAUGAAGAUGAGGUUCCAGGUGAGUUUAGACAAGGGGAGACGAGCGGCAUUAGGGCUAGAAAGGCCUCUGGAACAGCGGAAUGCGCUGAUGGAGAUCGGAAUCAUGAGGAGAAGGAGAGUGGUACGAUGGCAAUCGAUCAAGGCGGCGAGAACGGGAUCGAGACCGUGGAAGGAGCAUGUGGGAAUGGCGGCGAGGGAGUGAAAGAGACGGUGGAUGGGGGAAAAGAGGAAGUUGAAGAGAGUAGUUUGAAGGUUUAUAGGAGAAGGGGGAGGAAGGGGUUGGAAGAAAUUGAGGUUUCAUUUAAGAAAAAACCGCGGGGGAGGAGUAAUACGAAGGCUGGAAAGGCCUCUAAAACUGGGGAAGUUCGUGAAGUUCGUCCUCUAUGGAAGAAAGUGUAUGGAGAUCUAGAUUGUGCGAGGAAUCGUGAGUUUACCCAGAACUACUGUCUGAUGUGCCAUCAAUGCAAAAGGAAUGAUAAAGGUGGUGUUGUUCGCUGCAGCAAAUGUAAAACCAAGAGAUACUGCUUCCCUUGCUUAUCAAAUUGGUACCCUAAGUUGACGCAUGAAGAGGUUGCAGCUGCCUGUCCGUUUUGCUGUAACAACUGCAAUUGUAAAGCUUGCUUGCGUAGGGAUCUCCAAGCAGAGGAACUGCGGUCACUGUUGAAACUGGAACUUACUGUAGAUGAAAGCAGACGACAUGCUGAAUUCAUCUUACAAUCAAUUUUGCCUUUCUUGAAGCAAAUAGACGAGGAGCAGUUAAUGGAGAGAAAGAUUGAUGCAGGAAUCCUAGGGGUGCCAAUUGAAGAUUUAUAUGCAGAAAAAGCUGAAUGGUCUGCAAACGAGCGCAUCAUCUACUGUGACAUCUGCAAGACUACUAUUUUCGACUACCAUAGACAUUGUUUGGAAUGUGAAUCUAAUAUUUGCCUUUCCUGCUGCCGUGAGAUCCGUGAUGAUAAUCUUCGUGGCAAUGUGGCAAGUGUGGAUAUAAAAUACAUUGAUAGAGGAUUUGACUACUUACACGGUUGUGCAUGCGAUGUUAGUACGCGUAGAAAUGCACGUCAUGUUAUAGUGCCUGGUGAGGUAUGUUCGGAGGAACCUCUUGCUCCGAAACCAAAAACUUCCUGGAAAGCAAAUAGUGAUGGUACCAUUGCUUGUGCCUGUGGUUCUGGCACUUUAAAACUCCAAACUCUGUUUUCUGGUAAUUGGGUUUCCAAGCUGGUGGAGAGAGCAGACAGUGUUGUUAAAGGACUCGAGAUUGAUUUGGCUAGGCCUUCUUCCAGUGGUCAAUGUGCCUGCUGUAAUUCUAGCGGGGAUCCUGAAGUGAAACACGAUAGGUUAAUGAAGGCUUCAUCCCGUGAAGGAUCAAGUGAUAAUUACUUGUUCUAUCCAAAUGCUAAUGAUUUGACAGAAGAAGGAUUUGAGCAUUUUCGCCAACAUUGGAUGAAGGCUGAACCCGUACUUGUUAGCAAUGUGCUUGAAACUGGAUCUGGCCUAAGCUGGGAGCCUAUGGUCAUGUGGCGUGCUUUCCGCCAAAUAAAAAAUGAAAAUUAUGACACAUUCUUGGAGCUGAAGACGCUUGAUUGUUUGGACUGGUGUGAGGUGGAUAUUAAGGUUCACAAGUUCUUUGAAGGAUAUUCCAAGGGGGAAUUUGAUUCUAUGGGGUGGCCUCGGAUAUUGAAGUUAAAUGACUGGCCACCGUCUGCUAUGUUCCAUGAACGUUUGCCACGACAUGGUGCUGAGUACACCUGUUGUUUGCCCAUUAAGGAGUACACUCAUCUUGCGGAUGGGCCUCUGAAUCUUGCAGCCAAACUUCCUAAGAAUAGUUUGAAGCCAGAUAUGGGGCCAAAGACAUAUAUAGCUUAUGGGUUUCCCCAAGAGCUUGGCCGUGGAGAUUCUGUGACGAAGCUCCACUGCAACAUGUCUGAUGCGGUAAAUAUUUUGGCACACACAGAAGAGACUGCCUAUAAAAGCUUCAAACUUGCUACAUUAAAUGCAUUGAAAAAGAAGCACUUUGAGCACGACAGAAGAGAAUUAUUAGGUAUUGGCAAAGCUUUGAACGCCAUAGACGAAGCUGAGAAUGAUGGCAACAAUAAAGUUAACCACGAAAUUCCGUAUGAGAAUACUUAUUCCGAGGAAUCGGAAUUGAACUCUUCGGAGGGCCAAGUGGAAAGGAUCAAGUGCGAUGAAGGGUCCAACAGUUCGGAAUCAAGAGUGAAAAAUCAUUGUCCUGAGGAAUCAAAACUGAACAAUUUGGAGAUGCAUGUCGAAAGGACCAAGUCUCGUGGUGCGCUUAAUAGUUCAGAGACGGGAGUGGAAAGGACUGAGUGUGGUGUUGAAGCUUCAAGCAGUUCCAAGACCAAAUUAGAAAGAACCAAGUGUGGCGAGUUGCCAAAUAGUUUAGUAGGGGGAGGUGCUCUAUGGGAUAUCUUUCGAAGAGAAGAUGUUCCCAAACUGCAGGAAUAUCUUCUCAAGCACUUCAAGGAAUUUAGGCACAUUCAUUGCUCCCCAUGGCCUGAGGUCAUCCAUCCCAUACAUGAUGAAACCUUUUAUUUGACCGAGGAACAUAAAAGGAAGCUGAAGAAAGAAUAUGGUGUUGAACCAUGGACUUUCAUCCAGAAACUUGGUGAUGCCGUCUUUAUCCCUGCUGGCUGUCCUUAUCAAGUGAGAAAUUUGAAGUCGUGCAUCCAGGUAGCAUCCCAUUUUGUCUCCCCUGAAAACGUUGGAGAGUGCAUUCGUCUGACAGAGGAGUUCCGUCUUCUUCCACUGAACCACCAUUCGAAGGAAGACAAGUUGCAGGUGAAGAAAAUGUGUCUAUAUGCUAUGGAGUGGGCACUGAAAAUUCUGCUCCCUCGGGAAGAAACACUAGUAGAUGAAGAAGACUCGGAAAAGGAAGAAUAUCAAUCAAAGAAACGAAAGAAGGCGGGAUCCAUGCCUUCAGCGAAGAGGAGGAAGAAACCCAAGAAGUCCAAGCAAUAACAAGUCUGGCUUCGCGUUAUAUUCUCCGAUUCUCGGUCCAGCUUUCAGUCUCAGUACUUACAACAAGUGAGUCCCUCUCUCUGUUCCCAGGCAGCUACGCCAUUUUGUCGGUGUCGCUUUUGGGCAACAGAUCAUAAUAAGAGUUGGCUAUGGACUGGGAGCUAAGUAUAAGAUACUUGCAGACCAGAGACUGAUAAUGUACAGUCUGUAACAUGUUACGUUACGCUUACCCCUGACUAGGUACGCCACUGCUGUUUAUAUGUCGAAAACGAUGGCGUUUUGGAUGCAUAGUUCUUACAUAUGAUCUGAUGUUCUAACCAGAAACCAAAAGGUUGCACAGUUUUCAUGAGUUGUAACAGAUCAGAAAAGCUAGGGGGAUCUAAUACUUCAUGGCAGGAGUCAAGUUGUUGGCUCCUGCGCAACUGUCUUAUUGGUUGGCAUUUCUUGCUUUUCAAAUGCUGUUUUUCUUCUACUCACAAGAAAAGCUUCUUCCC
Linum tenue is the source of this 3902-nucleotide messenger RNA. The record is from the annotation of a GenBank genome assembly. Lineage: Eukaryota; Viridiplantae; Streptophyta; Magnoliopsida; Malpighiales; Linaceae.